Molecule: messenger RNA, 5070 nt
Organism: Meleagris gallopavo (turkey)
Lineage: Eukaryota; Metazoa; Chordata; Aves; Galliformes; Phasianidae
Source: RefSeq, a predicted model, not a curated record
AUGGUUGGUGGGCGGCAGAACAGUGUGGUAAUACAAAAGCUGCAGCCUGACACACCGUAUGCUAUUACCGUGUCAUCGAUGUAUGCGGAUGGUGAAGGGGGCCGAAUGACAGGACGAGGCAGAACCAUAAUUUCCUUUAUUAAUCCUACCUAUGUUGCAUUUUGUGCAGUUCAGACAGGUGGUCCGGGCAUACCAGAGGAAAAGAAGGUUGAAGCUCAAAUACAAAAAUGCUCCAUAAGUGCAAUGACAGAUUUAGUUUUCCUGGUAGAUGGUUCAUGGAGUGUAGGGAGAAACAACUUCAGAUAUAUUCUGGACUUCAUGGUGGCCCUUGUGUCAGCUUUCGACAUUGGGGAAGAAAAGACAAGAGUUGGAGUUGUUCAGUACAGUUCAGAUACAAGAACAGAGUUUAAUUUAAAUCAGUAUUUCAGAAGAAGUGAUCUUCUUGACGCAAUUAAAAGGAUACCUUAUAAAGGUGGCAACACAAUGACAGGUGAAGCUAUUGAUUACCUGGUUAAAAACACUUUCACUGAGUCAGCUGGAGCAAGAAAAGGCUUUCCCAAAGUAGCAAUUGUCAUUACGGAUGGAAAAGCUCAAGACGAAGUUGAAAUUCCUGCAAGAGAGCUUCGCAACAUAGGAGUUGAAGUUUUUUCUUUAGGAAUCAAAGCAGCAGAUGCAAAAGAACUCAAGCUAAUUGCAUCUCAGCCUUCACUGAAACAUGUGUUCAACGUGGCUAAUUUUGAUGGAAUUGUAGAUAUACAGAAUGAAAUUAUAUUGCAAGUGUGCUCUGGAGUGGAUGAACAGCUGGGUGAACUAGUUAGUGGAGAAGAAGUGGUGGAGCCUGCUUCAAAUCUAGUAGCCACUCAGAUCUCCUCAAAAUCUGUUAGGAUCACUUGGGAUCCAUCUACAAGCCAAAUAACUGGCUAUCGGAUACAGUUCAUCCCAAUGAUAACUGGUGGAAAACAACACGUGCUGAGUGUGGGUCCUCAGACUACUGCUCUGAAUGUUAAAGAUCUCUCUCCAGACACAGAGUAUCAAAUUAAUGUUUAUGCAAUGAAAGGACUGACCCCCAGUGAGCCCAUAACUAUAAUGGAAAAAACACAGCAAGUCAAAGUUCAAGUGGAAUGCUCACGUGGUGUGGAUGUAAAAGCUGAUGUUGUGUUUUUAGUGGAUGGCUCCUACAGCAUUGGUAUCGCCAAUUUUGUUAAAGUAAGAGCCUUUUUGGAAGUGUUAGUUAAAAGCUUUGAGAUAUCGCCUCGAAAAGUACAGAUAAGUCUUGUCCAGUACAGCAGAGAUCCCCAUAUGGAGUUUUCUUUGAACAGAUACAACAGAGUGGAAGACAUAAUUCAAGCUAUUAACACCUUCCCCUACAGAGGUGGAUCUACCAACACAGGCAAAGCGAUGACAUAUGUGAGGGAGAAAGUAUUUGUUACCAGCAAAGGAUCAAGACCAAAUGUGCCAAGAGUCAUGAUUCUUAUCACUGAUGGAAAAUCAUCAGAUGCUUUUAAAGAACCUGCAAUAAAGCUGAGGGAUGCAGAUGUAGAAAUAUUUGCAGUUGGUGUGAAGGAUGCAGUGCGUACAGAGUUAGAAGCAAUUGCAUCACCUCCUGCUGAAACUCAUGUUUACACAGUGGAAGACUUUGAUGCUUUCCAAAGAAUAUCAUUUGAACUUACACAGUCUGUCUGCCUACGCAUUGAGCAGGAACUGGCUGCAAUAAGGAAAAAAUCUUACGUUCCUGCAAAGAACAUGGUCUUUUCUGAUGUAACAUCUGACAGUUUCAAAGUGAGCUGGUCUGCAGCUGGAUCUGAAGUUUUGUCAUAUCUCAUUAAAUAUAAAGUAGCGAUUGGUGGAGAUGAAUUCAUUGUUUCAGUACCAGCUUCAAGUACUAGCUCAGUUCUCACUAACUUGCUGCCUGAGACUACUUACGCAGUCAGUGUGAUUGCUGAAUAUGAAGAUGGCGAUGGGCCCCCUUUGGAUGGAGAGGAAACCACCUUAGAAGUUAAAGGUGCUCCUCGAAACUUAAGGAUAACAGAUGAAACCACUGAUAGUUUUAUAGUUGGCUGGACUCCAGCUCCAGGAAAUGUUCUAAGGUACAGACUUGUAUAUAGACCACUUACUGGAGGAGAAAGGAAACAGGUGACUGUCUCAGCAAAUGAAAGAUCGACUACUCUGCAGAACUUGUUUCCAGAUACAAGAUAUGAAGUGUCUGUUAUUGCUGAGUAUCAGUCUGGGCCCGGCAAUGCGCUGAAUGGAUAUGCAAAAACUGAUGAAGUCCGGGGAAAUCCAAGAAAUCUGAGAGUUUCUGAUGCUACAACAUCAACAAUGAAGCUGUCUUGGAGUGCUGCUCCUGGCAAAGUGCAACAGUACUUUAUAACUUACACACCAGUGGCAGGAGGUGAAACUAAGGAAUUGACUGUGAAAGGUGACACUACAUCUAAAGUGCUGAAAGGUUUAGAUGAAGCCACUAGGUAUGCACUGACUGUGUCUGCCUUGUAUGCCUCUGGAGCAGGAGAAGCCCUUUCUGGAGAGGGAGAAACACUCGAAGAACGUGGUUCGCCUCGCAAUUUGAUUACCACAGACAUAACUGACACUACGGUUGGGCUAUCAUGGACACCAGCUCCAGGAGCAGUUAAUAAUUAUAGGAUAGUGUGGAAAUCACUUUAUGAUGAUACAAUGGGAGAGAAGAGAGUCCCUGGAAAUACGGUGGAUGCAGUGCUGGAUGGCUUGGAGCCAGAGACUAAGUACAGGAUUUCUGUAUAUGCAGCUUACAGCAGUGGAGAAGGAGAUCCUGUAGAAGGAGAGGCCUUCACUGAUGUGUCACAAAGUGCCAGAACUGUGACAGUAGACAACGAGACAGAGAAUACAAUGAGAGUUUUGGCAGCCCUCACCCGGGAAGGUCUUGUCUUACCGUGUGUACUACCGACCCGCAGUGGAGGAAGGCAGAUGUUUGGAAGAGUAAAUGCUCCUGCCACAAGCAUAGUGUUGAAGAGACUUAAGCCUCGAACUACGUAUGACCUCAGUGUUGUUCCAAUUUAUGAUUUUGGACAAGGAAAAUCAAGAAAAGCAGAAGGAACAACAGCCUCUCCCUUUAAGCCGCCUAGAAAUUUGAGAACUUCUGAUUCAACUAUGUCAAGCUUCCGAGUAACCUGGGAGCCUGCCCCUGGACGUGUGAAGGGGUACAAAGUAACUUUCCACCCUACUGAAGAUGACAGGAAUCUUGGAGAAUUAAUAGUGGGGCCCUAUGACAGCACUGUGGUUUUGGAGGAACUUAGGGCAGGAACAACCUAUAAGGUAAAUGUUUUUGGAAUGUUUGAUGGAGGAGAAAGCAACCCCCUGGUUGGACAAGAGAUGACCACUCUUUCAGACACUACUACGGAGCCAUUUUUAUCUAGAGGUUUAGAAUGUCGAACCAGAGCAGAAGCUGAUAUCGUGCUACUGGUGGAUGGCUCAUGGAGUAUUGGGAGGCCAAAUUUUAAAACUGUCAGGAACUUCAUUUCCCGUAUUGUUGAAGUUUUUGAUAUUGGUCCUGACAAAGUACAGAUUGGUCUUGCACAAUAUAGUGGAGAUCCCAGGACAGAAUGGAAUCUCAAUGCUUACCGAACAAAAGAGGCUUUGUUAGAGGCAGUAACCAACCUACCAUACAAAGGAGGCAAUACUCUAACAGGAAUGGCCUUGGAUUUCAUUUUAAAAAACAACUUUAAACAAGAUGCAGGCUUGAGGCCCAGAGCUCGCAAAAUUGGUGUUCUCAUUACUGAUGGUAAAUCACAAGAUGACGUAGUCACCCCUUCAAGAAGACUCAGAGAUGAAGGAGUGGAACUUUAUGCAAUUGGUAUUAAAAACGCAGAUGAAAAUGAAUUGAAGCAGAUUGCAACUGAUCCAGAUGACAUCCAUGCCUACAAUGUUGCAGAUUUCUCCUUUCUGGCUAGCAUUGUUGAGGAUGUAACCACAAAUCUGUGUAAUAGUGUGAAAGGUCCAGGUGAUUUGCCACCUCCUUCUAACCUAGUUAUUUCAGAGGUAACACCUCGUUCUUUCAGACUAAGAUGGAGUCCACCUCCAGAAAGUGUUGAUAGAUAUCGAGUUGAAUAUUACCCUAUCACUGGAGGUCCCCCUAAACAGUUUUAUGUAAGUAGGAUGGAAACUACAACAGUUUUGAAAGAUCUGACACCUGAAACAGAAUACGUUGUUAAUGUGUUUUCUGUGGUAGAAGACGAAAGCAGUGAACCUCUAAUCGGCAGGGAAAUAACUUAUCCACUGUCUUCAGUUAGAAACCUGAAUGUUUAUGACAUUGGACCAACUUCCAUGAGAGUGAGAUGGGAACCCGUCAAUGGAGCUACUGGUUAUUUGUUAACAUAUGAGCCUGUGAAUGCCACAGUCCCAAUUGCAGAGAAAGAGAUGCGUGUUGGACCAUCAGUGAAUGAGGUUCAGCUGGUAGACCUCAUCCCCAAUACUGAGUACACUUUAACAGCUUAUGUAUUGUUCGGUGAUAUCACCAGUGACCCACUCACCUCCCAGGAAGUGACAUUGCCUUUGCCUGGACCAAGAGGUGUGACAAUUAGGGAUGUUACUCACAGCAGCAUGAAUAUCCUUUGGGAUCCUGCCCCAGGGAAAGUCCGAAAAUACAUCAUAAGAUACAAAAUAGCUGAUGAAGCUGAUGUAAAGGAGGUGGAAAUUGACAGACUCAAAAGCAGCACUACUCUUACUGACCUUUCUUCCCAAAGACUGUAUAAUGUGAAGGUUGUUGCUGUGUAUGAUGAAGGGGAAUCUCUACCAGUAGUUGCAGAGGCUGUCACUCAGCCUGUGCCAUCACCAGUCAAUCUGAGAAUCACGGAGAUAACCAAGAAUAGUUUCAGAGGAACUUGGGAUCAUGGAGCUCCAGAUGUUUCUCUCUAUAGAAUAACCUGGGGACCAUAUGGUAGAUCAGAAAAAGAGGAGAGUAUUGUAAAUGGAGAUGUCAACAGUCUGCUCUUUGAAAAUCUGAACCCAGAUACAUUGUAUGAAGUCUCAGUUACUGCCAUCUAUCCUGAUGAAUCAGAAAGUGAUGACUUGAUUGGCAGUGAACGAACAUGUAAGUAA